AAAUUGCCUCUUUUGCAAGAUGGUGCACAGCCUUGGAUCACUAAACUAGAAGAAGUUUUGACGGGCACACAGCCAGCUCYAGGAGAUGUGAAACGUUUGCUUGCUACUCUCCUGGGAGUUCCUGUGAUGGAGGAACUGUGGCAGAAAGCAGGCUUACAGAGACAGAGUUGUACAACUGUCUAUGAUGCAGAUCUUUUCCUUGCUUACAGAGCUAGGAUUUGGGGAGCUUUGAGAGCGAUGUUCCCAACUAAUAUCCAUCCAGACAAUAUUUUUAUUGAUCCCCUGGGAGACAAAGAAAAUCCUAGGGCAUAUGUGACCAGAGCACAUAUGACUUGGAGGAGUGURACAGGUAAUGACCCAGAUGUAAACAGACUGGAACAGUCCAUACUUAGAACAAAAAUACAAGAGGGUCUGCCUUUACCUGUUAGAAAAAAGUUGGAGGAAGUAUUUGGACUAUGUAGUAUGAAUAGAGCCGUCUACACUGAUCAUGUGGCACACCAAGUCGAUUUGCAUAGAAGAAAGGAGAUGGAGCAGCAAAAGCUAGAACAGGAGACGAUCCGAAAACUCACACAAAUGCACCUGAUGGAGGGAAAGAAAAAAGACAAGAUGCAAGCUGUUGUCCAACAAAGUCCUCAACCUCAGACUCAACAACCCUUAUGGCCGAUGAUGKGCUCACCAGUGCUACAGCAAAUGGAGGGAUAUCCUCCUUGGGGACCACCAAAGUUCCAGACCAACAGAGGGGGUGGAAAGUAUAACCAAAGACCCCCCCAGUUUAUAAGGCCAUGCUAUGGUUGUGGGCAACAUGGACAUUUGUGGAGGAGUUGCCCAAGUACCGUCUAUUCGUACAAUAAUCAGGGUUUUGGAGGUAAUGUUGAAGGACAAGCAGUGCCGGCGCAGGGUACAGUUAAUCCUAACCGGGGCCCUGAACAAAGUUUCUAGGUUGUUGUAGGUGUCCAUCUCAGUUGGGGGUAGGUUAGCAUGUGCUGUUAUUUGUCAAUCAACAAAUACUGCUAUGACUUGGUUGGAAUGUAGAUGUUAG
Austrofundulus limnaeus is the source of this 1039-nucleotide messenger RNA. RefSeq lists its product as uncharacterized. Gene Ontology annotation, molecular function: nucleic acid binding; zinc ion binding. The record is from RefSeq and is a predicted model, not a curated record. Lineage: Eukaryota; Metazoa; Chordata; Actinopteri; Cyprinodontiformes; Rivulidae.